GAAAAAGUAAUUGCAUCGGCCGGGAAUCGAACCCGGGCCGCCCGCGUGGCAGGCGAGCAUUCUACCACUGAACCACCGAUGCUGCUGAGAGACAGCUCUUACAGACAUAUUGAUCACCGGUGAUACAUAUAGUAUUUUAUAUGUGUUUCAGAAAUGUAGGUUAUAAAACGACGUAUUUUCUUAUUUUUCCAAUAUAUCGAGACGCAUAUACCAAGGAAUAUAAUUUUAAGAGGAGUCUGAUAAUGACGCCAGUUGGCACGAAGUCUGAAAGACCUCAUCGCAAAAGAUCCGUCCCUUUGUGCGAUACGAUUAGCACGACGCAGGAAGUCCCGCACCUGUCCUUCCGCGAUUUGUCCUGCACACCAUGCAUAAUCAUGAGACUGCUCGGCUCAUUAGAAUCCUAAUUCGAGUUAGAGCUAGACUAAGACUAUCUCAUACUUAUUAAAAAAAGAAAGAAAAUAGUGCUAACGAAAGUGCUCUCGGACUAAAAAGUGACGUGAAGUAAUUUUUGUAAUUGCCUUUGCGUCUUUACACUGAAGAUUCAAGUUUGAGCCAUUACGGCAUAAUCUGGAAGACAAUGUCGACAGAUAAGGUCUGAAAAGCGCUGAAAACGAAGAAAAGAAUCGUGAUCCGCAACAUGGCGGCGAACGAUAGACUGCCAGUCUUUCCAACAAGAGGCAAGCAGGCCCAAAUGAAGAUGCGGAUAAUAUCGGCCAAGAGGGGCCACGAUUUGCUGAAGAAGAAGGUGAAUGGUCUGCAGAUGCAUUUCCGCACCACAAUGGCACGGCUGAUCGAGAACAAGACGUCCAUGGCGGAAGCCAUGAAGGAGGCAGCGUUCUCUUUAGCUGAAGUCCGAUUUGCAGCCGGCGACGUCAAUCAAUUCGUACUUCAGACUGCAGGCAAGGCCCGAAUCAAGGUCCUGACAACAUGCGAAAACGUCUCCGGUGUUAACAUUCGGGUGUUCCAGUAUUUCGAGGAAGGUGCGGACUCUUACGAGUUCGCCGGCUUGGCAAGAGGUGGCCAACAGGUGGCCAAGCUGAAAAGGAACUACCGACGAGUGAUCGCAUUGCUGGUCAAUCUGGCCUCUCUGCAGGACAGCUACAAGACCCUCGACGAAAUGAUCAAGAACACCAAUCGCCGUCUUAACGCGAUCAAGCACGUCCUUUUGCCUCGGCUAGACCGCACUCUGAAAUAUAUCGUCACGGAAUUGGACGAGCGUGAAAGGGAGGAGUUCUGCAGACUGAAGAAGAUCCAAGACAAGAAGAAGAGCGGCACCAAGUUAUCCUCCCAAAUGGCCGCUGGAGAACCUGCCCCAGUUCGAGUGUUAUGCGCCUUGGAAGAAGAGGACGAGGAUCUUCUCUUUUGACGAAGCUUUUAUUUAUUCGAGGCUUUACACGUACACAUAUUCGAUAAACUAAGCAACUUCUCUUUUGGAAUUCGCGAGCUUCGGCUUGGAUGAGACGAAUUACCCCUUUAUUGGUUUGCGUGUGUCUCUUUGGAAGGGAGGUUGGAGGGUUGAGGGGUUGGUCGACUUCGGCUCUCAUUAUCAUAUCCCGGUGUUUGGCGGCGGUUAAGGUCGGCUUUAUGGGCUGUAUUUUCUCGGUAUAAUUGGGCCUCGCGAGUCCACCUUUUCGCCGGAUCGGCGCGGCGGUUCUGCAGGCCCAAGUCAGGCCCUUGCCGAAAGCCCUCCAGGCAUUUAUUAUCCUGCAGCCCCCCUUUUUACGGGGAAGAGGAGGAAAUUUAUUA
This is a messenger RNA of Orussus abietinus, 1746 nucleotides long. Its product is annotated as probable V-type proton ATPase subunit D 2. The coding region runs from base 638 to 1366 and encodes 242 amino acids. Gene Ontology annotation, cellular component: proton-transporting V-type ATPase complex. The record is from RefSeq and is a predicted model, not a curated record. Gene Ontology annotation, molecular function: proton-transporting ATPase activity, rotational mechanism. Lineage: Eukaryota; Metazoa; Arthropoda; Insecta; Hymenoptera; Orussidae. The transcript is spliced from 2 exons.